UGGACUGCAUUGUUAGCCAUGCUGGGCCGCAUGCAGUCUGCAGGCCAUGGGUUGGACAUGCCUGCUUUAGAGAGCUCCUCAAGAUUGAAAGUAUAUUUCUGAAAGUGAAAAUCAGAGGAAGUAGCAGCUGAUGUAAAGAGAAGUAUACUAAGGAUCAUUACUUGGGGAUAUUUUUUAAGAUGUGGUGAAGAGCCUCUGUUUUCACCUGUACAGUUUACAGUGCCUUAAAAAUGGGGUUUGGAAGUGACUUGAAAUAUUCUCAUGAUGCUUUAUUAAAACUGCAAGACUGGGAACUACGACUGCUCGAAACGGUCAAAAAAUUUAUGGUCAUGCGUGUAAAAAGUGAUAAAGAGUAUGCUUCCACUUUACAGAAUCUUUGUAAUCAGGUAGAUAAAGAAAGCACUUGUCAGUUGGAUUAUAUCAGCAAUGUAUCCAAGUCUUGGUUGCUUGUAGUACAACAAACAGAACAGCUGAGCAAAAUAAUGAAGACACAUGCAGAAGAUCUUAAUUCUGGGCCUUUACAUAGACUUACAAUGAUGAUCAAGGAUAAGCAGCAAGUGAAGAAGAGUUAUAUAGGGGUUCAUCAACAAAUUGAAGCAGAGAUGUACAAGGUCACAAAGACAGAACUUGAGAAACUAAAAUCUAGCUAUAGACAACAUAAAGAAGUAAAUUCUGCCAAAGAAAAGUAUAAAGAAGCCGUGGCUAAAGGAAAGGAGACUGAGAAAGCCAAAGAUCGAUGUGAUAAAGCCACUAUGAAGCUUCAUAUGUUGCAUAAUCAGUAUGUAUUGGCACUGAAAGGAGCACAGUUGUAUCAGCACCAAUAUUAUGACACUACGCUUCCUCUGUUGCUUGAUUCACUACAGAAAAUGCAAGAAGAAAUGAUUAAAGCUCUAAAAGGAAUCUUGGAUGAGUAUAGCCAGAUCACCAGUCUUGUUACAGAAGAGAUUGUGAAUGUCCACAAGGAGAUCCAGACUUCUGUUGAACAGAUAGACCCUAAUUCUGAGUAUAAUGACUUCAUAGAUACUCACAGAUCUUCAGAAGUUGUUGAACAAGAAAUAGAAUUUGAUACAUCCUUAUUAGAAGAAAAUGAAAACCUUCAAGCUAAUGAGAUCAUGUGGAAUAACCUAACAGCAGAAAGUUUACAAGUCAUGUUAAAAACAGUAAUAGAAGAACUCAUUCAAACACAGCAAACACUUUUGAGCAAAGAGGAACUUGUGUUGGAACUAGAGAAAAAAAUAGAAGACUCUUCUAAGACUUGUGAAAAGAAGUCAGAUAUUGUUCUCUUGCUGAGCCAAAAGCAAGCACUGGAGGAACUUAAACAAACUGUUCAGCAAUUAAGAUGCUCUGAGGCUAAAUUUGCAGCCCAGAAAGAGCUACUGGAACAAAAAGUGCAAGAGAAUGAUGGGAAAGAACCACCACCUGUAGUGAACUAUGAAGAAGAUGCCAGAUCAGUCACUUCUAUGGACAAGAAGGACAAAGUUUCAAGAUUUGAUACUAUACGUCACUCCAUAGCUGGAAUUAUAAGGUCUCCAAAAUCCAUGUUGGGCUCAUCAUCAUUCUUUGAUGUGAUAUCAACCACAGAGAAACCAUUGGCAGAACAAGACUGGUAUCACGGUGCAAUUCCAAGAAUAGAAGCCCAGGAGCUGUUAAAACAGCAAGGAGACUUCUUGGUGCGAGAGAGCCACGGGAAACCUGGUGAAUAUGUCCUUUCUGUGUUUUCAGAUGGACAACGGAGACACUUUAUCAUACAAUAUGCUGAUAAUCAAUAUCGUUUUGAAGGAACUGGAUUUCCAACUAUUCCUCAGCUCAUAGAGCAUCAUUAUACAACAAAGCAAGUUAUUACAAAGAAAUCCGGUGUUGUUCUGCUGAAUCCUGUUGUGAAGGAUAAGAAAUGGGUUCUCAAUCAUGAGGAUGUCACACUGGGAGAAUUACUUGGCAAAGGUAAUUUUGGUGAGGUAUAUAAGGGAACGUUAAAGGAUAAGACACCUGUUGCUGUAAAAACUUGUAAAGAAGAUCUUCCUCAGGAAUUGAAAAUCAAAUUUCUGUCAGAGGCCAGAAUACUCAAACAGUAUGAUCAUCCUAAUAUUGUAAAACUCAUAGGAGUUUGCACACAAAGGCAACCUAUUUAUAUUGUUAUGGAACUUGUUCCAGGAGGCGAUUUCCUGUCCUUUUUAAGAAAAAAGAAGGAUGAGCUGAAAACCAAACAGUUAGUGAAAUUUUCAUUAGAUGCUGCUUCCGGUAUGGCGUACCUCGAAUCGAAAAAUUGUAUACACAGGGAUCUGGCUGCAAGGAACUGCUUGGUGGGUGAAAGCAACAUACUGAAAAUAAGCGACUUUGGAAUGUCUCGUCAAGAGGAUGAUGGCGUAUAUUCAUCAUCAGGCUUAAAGCAGAUUCCUAUCAAGUGGACUGCCCCAGAAGCCCUCAACUAUGGGAGAUACACAUCAGAGAGCGAUGUAUGGAGCUUUGGAAUUCUUCUGUGGGAGACGUUCAGUUUAGGAGUAUGCCCAUAUCCUGGAAUGACCAACCAACAAGCACGAGAACAAGUUGAGAAAGGUUACCGAAUGUCAGCACCACAAAAAUGCCCAGAAGAAAUAUAUAAAAUAAUGCAGAGAUGCUGGGACUACCAUCCCGAGAAUCGACCAAAAUUCAGUGAGAUUCAGAAAGAGCUAUCUUCAAUCAAAAAGAAAGUGACAUAGUGAUAUACUGGUGCCAAACUCAAUAUGUGGGACUUAAUUUUCCAUUGAAGUAUUUUUUCCCCUAAAACAUUAUGCGUUUAUACAACAUUAUUUGCAAUAUUCAUUUAGGAUUACUUUAAAAUUAACUGGUUUUUAUAUACAUGUGUACCAUCCUGAAUUAUGUCUACACCUGCAUUAAAGACAUAUACUGCCAAAUGCUAUAUAUCCACAGUACUAUUGUCAUUUAGGUUACAUGUAAAUAGGAAAGCACAUACUGUAGAUUUAAGGAACUGUGGCUUUUAUGUGUUUUACAGUAAGUAACUGCUAAUGACAUUUUUCAGAGUUUUUCUACUUAACGCAGUCUUCGCACUCUGCUGUCCCUGUCUCAGUUGUCAACACCAGCAGCUCUCUAACAUGGUGACUGUGUCAUGCAUGUUGGCCUUAAGACUGAAGACAGUUUUGACAAGUAUUUCAGUCAGAAAUUUUUGUAUUUUUCAAAUUCUGUCUGCAUUUUAUUUUUUUUUUAACGAUAGCUUGUUUCAAGUGUAAAGGUCAAUUAGAUUCUGGAUGUAAGUCUGCUUACCAAACAGCAAAAUCCGGAAAUUUCUUCUGUGGAAAACUGAGCUACGUGUUCAUUUCUUACCGUGCUAUAGUAAGUUCUUAUGACUUUUUAUGUUAUUUACCUGUGUCCUUUACUCUACCCCUCUUUUUCCUAUGAAGCCAUCAGAAUUUAGUAAUGUGUCUCUUUUAAUUACCUACGUUUGUUUAAGAAACAAACAAACAAAAUAACAGUUAUUGAGUACAUUCGUUGUUAAGAAAUACUGCAAAUCGUCUGUCUUCCAAAGAAUAGGUAAAAAUGAUAGGCCAACGGAAAGAGAUUUGCUACUGAUAGCAGCAUUGUAAUAGGUGACCAGUAGCAUUGAUCUUAGAGGAGUUAAAGAAUGUGAAUUUCUAGAUUUACUUUCAAUCCUGAUUUUUUUUCCCUUAAAUUGGCAAUAACCCUCAGUGUGCAGUUGGAGCUUUUAAAAGGUUACAUAAAAAAAAGCACAUUCCAUGCAUAGUGUUGAUGGGAAAACACUAUGUUUAUAUGGCAUGAGAAAUUAUCCAAGAAACCCAAAUAAGAACGUAUAUUUUAAGUCUGUGACAGGUGGAACAAGGCAGAGUAGAAAUACUAACCUUCUAAAUUUUUAAAAUCAUUACAAUCAGGUUUUAAAAGAUGGGGGAUAGACAAAUUGUAAAUGUCACCAAAAAUAAAGGAAACUUGUUAAAAGAAAAAAAAAAGAAAAAAAAAAAGACAACAAAAACAACAGGAAAAUAACCCACGUAAAAGUCUCAAGCUGAAAACCCAAAAAUUCGUUGUCAAGUUCUGAAUGGUCUUUCUAGUGUUGCUCCUGAUCCUUCACUGAAGCAGAUAUUGCAGCUGUGAUUUCAGCUCUGUUCCUUUCUCAGCAUUGCAUAUUUGUGCUUUAUUAACACUCAGCUUCACUUGCAGACUUGGCUUGGUGAGAGUGUUCCUAAAUUGCCACUAUCUGGAAUUGCGAUCUAGUUUUAGGAGUACAAAACCUUACAGACCAAGUACAAAGCUGACGUAUAUGAGUUCUGAGAGGUGCAUCUUCCUCCAUUUAAAUCAUCCAAAAAGUUAAAGCGUUUCUGCUUCUUAAAAGAAAAAUCAGAGGUUCCUUCUAGAUUACACGUGUUGAUAACAUGUGCAAGAAACUUCUACCACUAAAAAAGCACAGAUCCACGUUAUCAUCUCUGUGUAAUCAGCUCAGUCUUUCCUAACAUAUGAAAAAAUCCCUAAUUAUCAAAGUCAGUUGUAAUAUGAAACGCUUAUUUUGUUAUGUAAACUAGUUCACUCAGAUCCUGUGCUUAAAUUAUUCAAGAUCCUUCCACUGCUCACAGAGAGGUGUGUGGGGGGUAAUUCCAGCUGAGCUCUGCUGUAGUGCUCUGCGCCCUGCGUCUCUGAACUGUUCUUUAGUUCUGACACUGCCACAUACCACACAUGGAGCCUGUCACAUAACUCAAGGAAGUUACUCUUGCGACAGAAAAGCUUCAAAUAUCUCUCUGGCUUAGUUUGAUUCAAAAAUGUUUUAGUGCCAUUAUACCCUCCUGUGGCAAAGUGUUUAUAUGAAGACUGAACUAACUGUGAAUUAAGGUGAAGCGCAUUGUCCAAACUGUUUCCAAUCAUGCUACAAAUCCUGGGUGUAUCAUGAAUUGUACAUACCAUAAAAGACACUGAAAAACAGCAUUCCUGACUGCCUGUUUUGUGAUACAGAGCGUCCUGCUCACACUGGAAAAAUUAUGAAGCUAAUUGCACUCCCGGAAAAAAGGAUGAUUUGCUGUCAGACUAGAUUCAAAAUGCUAUCUUUGAAAUUAGUAGCAAUGACUUAAUUCUGACUAAACAUCCUUGUACAUAUGCCUUCUAAUUGCCAGGAAUUUCCUCUGAGUAUUGAUUUGCAUUAUUUAUAUCCAUUUUUCUUUUAGAAAUUUGACUUCCAUAUGUGAUACAAUGUUUACUUACACUGGUAGUUUUACCCACUACCUCCAAAUGCUGAGACAUGCAGCUUCAGGAGCUGAGCAUUGCUCAGUCUGCAAAUUCUGCAGGGAGUCAGUCUUCCAGGAGGUGUCCAAGUUGAUACAUCUUAAGGCUUUUUAAAGAUCAGCAGAAGUAAUUGUUUCAGUUCAAACCUGUUACAGUAUUAACAGCAAUCUUCCUGAUAGGAAAUACCACUAUAGUAGAAGCAUUUGCAUUUUAUUUGAAUUGGACAAGAGGGUAGAACUCUUCAGUGCAAAAGUAUAGUUAGUUGCACCACUCUAGUGCAAAGGUGUAGCUCUCACCAUGAAAGUGAAUUGCUAGAUUCCAACUAAAAUGGCUAGGUGCUCUUGGCCAUUCCGGUACGUGGCGUGGAUGCAGCCAGUUUGCUGUAGGAAGGGCCUUGCAGUCUGCAAGGGACACUUCUGUAGAACACUUAAUGCUCGCUGCAGUCUACCAACAAACCUGCUGUUGAGGGGAAGCUUGCUGCAUGGUGAGUUGUGGCUGAUCGCUGGCAUUGCCUGAGGUUGUGCAUAAGGAGAGAGCAACAGCAUUAUUUCAUUAUCAGUAUCCAGGCAAACAGAAGAGGAAAUAUGCAAGGGGGAGCUGGUAUUCUCUUUCCUUCCAUCUUCUGUUUGGUCAUGUUACAGAUCCAAACCUCCAAUGUUUGGAUUCAUAUUCCUGCUGUUGUGUAACCUGUAACUGACAGGUUAACCUGUUGGGUUUUUUAUCCAAAAAACAUGUAAUAGGAAGAAACAGGUUCAUUGUACAGGACACGAAAGUCAGGCGGAUUCCUGAAAGGAAAUGCUGAGGACUGAAACCCCAUUUUUCCCUUCUAUAAAAGGACUGGAUAGUUACAUGCAUAUCCAAAGGACUCCCAGAGAGUAGUCUGGGGCUAACCGUUCUAGGAUGCCUGUUUCAGUUGCAUGUGUUUCUUUUCCUUUGUGCCAUUGCAGCAGCUGGGAAUGGCAGAGGGGCACUGAGGGAGGCCUGGGUCACAGAACUACAUGCAAUGGACCCUCGACACCACUGAUCCUGAGUGGGGUACAGCUCGCAAACAAACCUUCUUUUCCAGUUUGUGCCUGAGUUAAACACCAGCAAGUUUAAUAUCAGGUAAAGCACCUUUUAUGCUCCUUGUUGUUUAAAAAUAAUACAUUUGUGAAAUAUUGGUAAUACAUAACACUGGAAAUGAGUGCAUGGAUAGUAACACAUGUAAAAACAAACAAAAAAUACCCACAUCACAAGUUCAUCUGACUUUUAAGCAAGACUGAAAAUGAUGACUAUGUAAUACAGUUGCCAGUUGUCUGUCCUUUAUAAUUUUAAAUAGAUUUGCAAUCUAACUCCAUUUAUUUGCCAUUUUUUAAUAUACUUUAAGGUUACCCUUUUGAACUUCAGCUAACUUUUUUAUUUUCCUAGGCUGAUACAAAACAGAGUUCUUGUAAACUGCAGGCCAAUUUUGAAUAAUGCUCUGUCUUUUCUCAUGGACAAGUUACAUGUCCCCUUUUUACUGUACUCUUCCAAUAAAUGUAAAAUAUCUGUA
Molecule: messenger RNA, 6748 nt
Organism: Meleagris gallopavo (turkey)
Lineage: Eukaryota; Metazoa; Chordata; Aves; Galliformes; Phasianidae
Source: RefSeq, a predicted model, not a curated record